CGGCCCCUGUUGUAUUUCCCGAGCUCCAUUGCGGAAGCGGAGCUCGCCAUAUUGUGUGGCGGCGCCGGCGGCCGCGGCGGCUUCUCCCUAAGUCUCGCUCCGGCCGCGGCCAGCGGAGUCCGGGUCCGGGACAGGCGCCGCAAUGUCUCAGGCUGUGCAGACAAAUGGAACUCAACCAUUAAGCAAAACAUGGGAACUCAGUUUAUAUGAAUUACAACGAACACCUCAGGAGGCAAUAACAGAUGGCUUGGAAAUUGUGGUUUCACCUCGAAGUCUACACAGUGAAUUAAUGUGCCCAAUUUGUUUGGACAUGUUGAAGAACACCAUGACUACUAAAGAGUGUUUACAUCGUUUUUGUGCAGACUGCAUUAUCACAGCCCUCAGAAGUGGCAAUAAAGAAUGUCCUACAUGUCGGAAAAAGUUAGUUUCUAAAAGAUCACUAAGGCCAGACCCAAACUUUGAUGCACUCAUCAGCAAAAUUUAUCCAAGUCGUGAUGAAUAUGAAGCUCAUCAAGAGAGAGUAUUAGCCAGGAUCAACAAACACAAUAAUCAGCAAGCACUCAGUCACAGCAUUGAGGAAGGACUGAAGAUACAGGCCAUGAACAGAUUACAGCGAGGCAAGAAACAACAGAUUGAAAAUGGUAGUGGAGCAGAAGACAAUGGUGACAGUUCUCACUGCAGUAAUGCAUCCACACAUAGCAAUCAGGAAGCAGGACCGAGUAACAAACGGACCAAAACAUCUGAUGAUUCUGGGCUUGACCUUGAUAAUAACAAUGCAACAGUGGCAAUUGAUCCAGUAAUGGAUGGUGCCAGUGAAAUUGAGUUAGUCUUCAGGCCUCAUCCCACACUUAUGGAAAAGGAUGACAGUGCACAGACAAGAUACAUAAAGACUUCAGGUAAUGCCACUGUUGAUCACUUAUCCAAGUAUCUGGCUGUGAGAUUAGCUUUAGAAGAACUUCGAAGCAAAGGCGAAUCAAACCAGAUGAACCUUGAUACAGCCAGUGAGAAGCAGUAUACCAUUUACAUAGCAACAGCCAGUGGGCAGUUCACUGUUUUAAAUGGCUCUUUUUCUUUGGAAUUGGUCAGUGAGAAAUACUGGAAAGUGAACAAACCCAUGGAACUGUAUUAUGCACCCACAAAGGAACACAAAUGAGCUUUUACUAAAAUCAGUUCUGAGAGUGAAUUUUUUAUAGCCUAUUUCUUUAAUAUUAAAUAUGUACUGUCAUUACUUUUAUGGACAGAAUCUUGGAUAUGUUCAGUUUUCUUUCUGAGCCAGACUUGUUUACACUAUUAGAAUCUUUCCCCUUAAUUUAAGAUUUCCUUUUUGGAAGGGACUGCAGUUACUCAGUUCUUUUUCUUUCCUUUUAAAUAUAUCUAAGUUGUAUGUUUUCACAAAAUAUGGUUCCAAUUUGGAGCACCCUUUUGACCCAGGAAUUUUUCAUAGUUCUGUAUUCAUAAGUGAAAUUCAGUUGGCCAUCCUUUUCCCUUCUCUCAGAAGUUUUUUAGGUCUACAGAAUGUUGAAAUUAAGUAUUUUGACUUUUUUCCUGGAGUCUUGUAUAUUUAUAGUUUUCUAUAUAAGCUGUAGUAUCUUCAUGAAGACCAAGGCUCAAAUUUACUGUGCUUAAAAACAAUUCUCAUAGGAUUAUUAUUUUCAUGGUAUUUUCUUCCAUAAAAUCUCAUUUUUUAAAAAAGGUUCUCUAUGAACUUAGUGUCCAUUGUCAUGCAAUGUUAUUUUUUCCAUUUUUUUCCCUCUGAUUUUGGAAUUUCUGAUCCUAGGAAAGAGAAUCAAACAAAAUCUCAAGUUAUGUGAGAACUUGACUCAUUUAUAGAUUUCACUGAAGAGAGAAAAAUUAAAUUGGUCUUAUGUAGUCUUCAAGAGUAUAUUUAAAGAGGUCUUUUUUGUAUUAGUUCUGCUGUCACUUAAGUUCCUUUAUUAUAUGUGUUUGAUGUUUUUUUGCCUAUUAAAAUACCAGAGAUAUGGAGAUAUUUUGCACUUUAGCCUUGAUGAAAGUACAAGAUAUGCUCAAAGCUUCCCUAAUUCUUUUCUUAUUGGUAACCACAUACAUUUCAAGAAUGACAUGGCACAUAGAACUAACAGUGGGGGGUGGGGGGCAGUUUGCCUUUUUUUGAAAAGUUUAUUUAGCAUUUUGGUUGCCAUCUAUCAGUUUAUAAAUUUGGAGCUCUGCUAAUUACAAAUUAAUGGAGCUCAAGCCCUGCCUUGAUAUAGUGAAAGAUAAUUCUGCAUAAGAAUGUCAGCCAGUAGGGUAAAGUCAUUCUACUACUCUUCUUUUAGUUUUAUAUUGAGGGACAGUGUUGGACUUUUGGAGCCAGAAGGCUUUAUGAUGACAAGUCAGAAAUAAGGUUGAUGUGUGUUAUUUUUCAUCCCUGUCCUGAUUCUAGGUAUGUUUCCAAGUUUAUAUUAUCACAGUAUUUACAAAGAGCUUGCAUUGAGAAAUUAAUCCUAAAGAGUUUUUUCUAGAGGGGAGUAGUCCUCCCAUACCAUUGUUACUAAAACCUUGUCUAGUCAUUGUAAAUAUUUAUCUGUCAUUUUGACAGAUUGGAGCCAGCUUGGUGUUUUAAAUCUUCAGCUCAGUAUGAUGAAAAUUUAAAGGCUUACUCAAUUUUUUACCAUUUUACUGAAAAUAUUUAAAAUCUGUUUUUACAGUUUUUUUUGUAAUCUGUGCCAUGAAAUUUGAAGACCACCAAGAAAAAAGGGAGAUUUUGUAUUCAAUUCCUUUUCUGGUGUAAUGUUAAGUUGUAUAGAUUAUUAAUGCAUGUCCACUGAAUAUAACCCUGGUUUUGUGAUAUAACUGCUUAGAUUUUAUUGGUGACAUUAGCUUAGUGGUUGCAUUAAAUAACUAAAUUCCUGUUGUGA
This is a messenger RNA of Manis pentadactyla (Chinese pangolin), 2876 nucleotides long. RefSeq names its product ring finger protein 2 (gene RNF2). Gene Ontology annotation, molecular function: chromatin binding; ubiquitin protein ligase activity. The record is from RefSeq and is a predicted model, not a curated record. NCBI's taxonomy places the organism in Eukaryota, Metazoa, Chordata, Mammalia, Pholidota, Manidae. Gene Ontology annotation, cellular component: PcG protein complex; ubiquitin ligase complex. The coding region runs from base 143 to 1153 and encodes 336 amino acids. The transcript is spliced from 7 exons.